This is a messenger RNA of Phyllopteryx taeniolatus (common seadragon), 2350 nucleotides long. RefSeq lists its product as uncharacterized. Gene Ontology annotation, molecular function: sequence-specific DNA binding. Lineage: Eukaryota; Metazoa; Chordata; Actinopteri; Syngnathiformes; Syngnathidae. The record is from RefSeq and is a predicted model, not a curated record. Bases 511 to 1380 code for a protein of 289 amino acids. The transcript is spliced from 4 exons.
AGUUUACCAUAAGCCUGUUUUACCCGCAACGUUUAUUUGCAUUAUUAUCUAAGAUGUCAAUAUAAUAUCUUCAUUACAUUGCAAUAUAAUCAUUAUAAUUGUUAUUAUUUCAUGUAUUUCAUACUUUAUUCUGGCUAUCUCCUACAUUAACGUGGGGUUUUUUUCCCGUGUAUUUUUUUAAUCAGGCAUUUGCUGCGGACAUAUAAAUUACGUCACAUACUCAACUAGCUAAGCGAAGGUCGCCAUUUUGGCUCAAACAAAGUAAGGAAACAUUUAGUUGUAUGUGAAUAUUUUGUAUUAUUUGGUUUAAUACGUUACAAAUCAUUUGCUGGACAGCCUUGUUAUGUGAGUGAGUUAAUAUUAGACGAAGAACUAAUUUUUGUUCCAAAAACGUAAAGUUUUAUUUCCACAAAGUAAUGAUGAAAAUUUACCGAGCUUGUCUGUUAAUAUAACCAAAAAAUAAUAACAUUGACGCAGGUUUUUUUUUUUUUUUUUUUUUUUUCGUGUGCAAUGGGUGGAUGCUCGGCUCCUAACUGCACCAAUUCAACCAGCAUAGGGAAACAACUAUUUAGAUUCCCCAAAGACCCUGUCAGGAAGAAGAAAUGGGUUGUAAAUUGCCGACGUGACUUUGAACCAACUCCACACUCGAGACUGUGUCAAGACCAUUUUGAGCCGAGUCAGUUUGAAGAAUUGGCAAAGUCUCCAGCAGGAGGAAAGAAAUUGAAGCCCAAUGCCAUCCCGACUCUCUUCAGUGCUGGAGACCCUCCAUACCCUGCGGUUACUGCUCCGUUUAUUAUGCUACCCUUGAAACCUGAGCUAGUGGAGAAGGAGUUGAAUGUUGGCGACCAUGGCUAUGCUAGACGCACUCCUUUCUUCGGCCUGGAAGAGGAGGAUGGAGAUAGGACAGCUCUGGAUCAGCAGUCCUGCACACAAUGUCACCUCCUGAAGAAACAGCUGGAGAAAGAAAUGCAGCACACCAUGAAACUGCAAAAGGAGGCAGAGGAGAUGAAGAAGCGUCUGUACCGGCUCGACCGGAUUGAGAAGGGACUCCAGAACUUUCUGUAUGAGGACCAGAUCCGUGCACUGUCUCUCACCAAGCGGUCUCGCCGAGCCGUCUGGUCUCCGGAGACUAUCCUGAAGGCCAGAAAGAUCCGAAGCGCAGUCGGCACCAAAGGCUACGAGUACCUGAGAGAGCUGGGCUACCCGUUACCCUCCUACCGGACUCUAUGUAACCGCUUAGAAACCAAAAUCAUGGUAACGACGGACAUGAGCUGUGAGGAACUGGCGGAACUGGGCCUGGGACUCAUGGCCACCUGCGAUAGCCCAACAGAAAAUGUUGGCGACAAUGAGGAGGAAGACCUUCUCGGUGUCUUGUCUUGAUCUUUGCUAUUUGAUGAACUCGUUAACCAUAUGUGAGAUCUUGUCAAGUGAAGGCUUUGUUUGCCUCAGAAAUUGUUGGUUUCUGGUGUGUCCUUAACUGAGACAAGAUGCAGGGGCGUGUAGCUAACAGGUUUAUGCAAAAGGUUUGUUCAGAAACUUGAACAUGCAACAGUAUGAGCCAUAUGACCAAUAGCAGACCAAACACAAAAUACAUUUGUGUGCGUGUGUCACGACUUGUGUAGAAAACCAAAAGAACCCUCAAUGAGCACAAAAUGUUUGUUGAAACUUUAUUGAAUACACAGUCCCAUGGAAUUCGGUUAAUGGGCCACAAUAAUGCAGAAAUGAUUCCAUAAUGAUGAAAAAUAAAAGUACAAAAUUUAAACUUAAAUGUGGAAGCACGAAAUGUGCCACAAAAUAAAGAUUGCUAUCAAUAUUUUAACAUAAUGUUGAUUAUUUUAUUUUUUUUAAAGUACUCAAUUUUACAGUGAGUUGUAGUUGUUGUAGUGCCUACUACAAAAAUCACAGAGGCUGACGCCAAUUGCAUCCGGAUUGUGACAAAAUAAAUGUGAUAUAGCAAACAUAAAUUGUUCUGAGGCAGCAUAGUGAACCUACAAAAAUGACCAAUAUUCUGUAUUCUCACUGUGGUUUUGUGUGUAUUGCUUAUAGCAUUUGCAUUGAGGUAAUCGUGAGUUAAGUUGUUUUUGUAGUAAUGCUGACAAGCAAGUCUGUAAAUAACUACUGGUUGUAUAAUUGCGUUGUGUACUCUAUGCUCAGUACUAUUUAUUGUAAAAAAAAAACUGCACGGGUUUGUCACUUUGAUCUUCUGGUUCUGAAUGUCAUUGAUUUUGGCCUCUUGCUUUGUUCCAAAGAUCAAAUUGUGUGCGUUUUCAGUCACAUGGAGUUUGCCUCAACUUCCACAAAGUCACAGUUCAAAAUUGGAUUUGCGCAUAUAAAUGUGGAGUAUAUGAGA